Stegodyphus dumicola is the source of this 1620-nucleotide messenger RNA. Its product is annotated as putative monocarboxylate transporter 5. The record is from RefSeq and is a predicted model, not a curated record. NCBI's taxonomy places the organism in Eukaryota, Metazoa, Arthropoda, Arachnida, Araneae, Eresidae.
AUGAUCAAAAGAGAAGAGGGACCUGAUCAAGCUCGGUCAUGGGCCAUAGCAUUUGCCGCUUGUAUUAUCAAUUCCGUUCUUUCUGGUAUCAGCAGGACAACGGGACUUUUCUAUGUGGCUCUGAUUGAAAAGUAUGGUGCAUCCAGGCUAGAAGCAAAUCUUCCUUUCACUUUACGAAACUUAUUGAGAAAUUUAGGAGCAAUGCUGCACAUUUUGAUUGGGAUGCUACGAUUGUCAGCGGAAUAUAGAAUGGAUCGGUCCAGGAGAGCCAUACUCAACGUCAUGCACGAUCUCAGCGGCCUGGGGCUGAAGAGAGGACAGACAUGUUUUCUACUCGGAGGUCGUAUCAGAGAUCUCGGAUGUCUCCAUAUUGCACUUGAAAGAUCAUACAGCCACGACAAGUACCCUAAGUCAGGAGCUACCCACAUGGACAAUGCGGUUUCGGAGUGGCAUUGGCUACCACGUUAUUUCAAUAGUCGUAAAUCACAUAUUCUUGAAGAAACCGUGCAGUGCUUCGGGAUUGCCCUUUCAGGAGCAUGCAUUGGAGCCUUUCUUUUCCCUAUAUUGAUAGAAUACUUAUUAAUAAAUGUAGGAUUGUCAGGAACCUUUCUUCUCUCUGGAGGUAUUAUUAUGCAUGCUCUACCAGCAUCCCUUAUGAUAAAGGAACCACCAUGGAUCAAACGAAAUAUUAAACAGCAGGAAGAACCUGCGAUUCCAAAUAAAACUUCAUGUACGAAAGAAUCAUCCGGAACUUAUAAAGCAAAGAUUUCAGAGGACCAGUUUUUUCAGACGUGUAAUAUGGAUAAAUUUAACAAGGAAAGUACAAGUGAUAAUCCUUCAUAUGAUGGUUCAAAGAUCGAUCUGAAUGAGAGAACUGUUACUGAAAAGGUGGAUACAACAAACUCCCUACAGAUACGAACUCUUUCCAUAAGUGAUGUGAGUGUGUCAAUAGCAGUGCCACCUGACAAUCAACAAGAAGCUUCUAUCUACAAGGGAGUCAUUAAAAUGAUUAGUAAUCCAAUGUUCCAUAUGAUUAGUUUAUCAUUGGCCGCAUUUGAAAUGUUCUUUGAUCCGUCCAUAACUGUUAUCGUGGAUUACCUAAACGACAAAGGUCUUGAGGAAGAUGUUGCCAAAUAUUUCAUCAGUAUGCUAUCUUUGUCAGAUCUUAUAGGAAGACUUUGCUUUGGUUGGGUAACAGACAGGAAUUAUUUAUCAUUACCAAAGUUCAUGAUGCUCAUACAAGUCUUACCAGGUAUCUGCUUUUUACUCAUACCAAUCUUUUAUUCCUUUGAUGCUUUGAUGACGCUGAUUUUGAUUUAUGGAAUGGCAGCUGGAGCGAAUCUUGUUAUGUUUCCUAUAUUAGUUGGCAAAUAUCUAACAUCUGUGCAAUCUUUGGCCAUCGGUUGUAUUUCGUUCCUCAGUGGUAUGCUGAUUUUUGGUACCCCACCACUUAUUGGUUAUUUCAGGGAUAACUUAGGUUCUUAUGAUGGUUUGUUCUACGUAACUGGAGGGAUCUCUGUGGUUGUUGGUCUCAUGUGGUUAUUAGAACCUUUGUUUCUAAAGAUAAACUUCAGGCUUAGAAAACCUGGCCACAGUGUUUCAGUGGUUAUUACUCCUUAG